This is a messenger RNA of Trichoderma citrinoviride, 1446 nucleotides long. RefSeq names its product WD40 repeat-like protein. The record is from RefSeq and is a predicted model, not a curated record. Gene Ontology annotation, molecular function: protein binding. The transcript is spliced from 3 exons. Gene Ontology annotation, cellular component: precatalytic spliceosome; catalytic step 2 spliceosome; Prp19 complex. The coding region runs from base 1 to 1446 and encodes 481 amino acids. Gene Ontology annotation, biological process: mRNA splicing, via spliceosome. Lineage: Eukaryota; Fungi; Ascomycota; Sordariomycetes; Hypocreales; Hypocreaceae.
AUGGAGGCGCCACAAUCACCCCAAGACGCGCUCCGCCUCGGCGCGCUCGCGUCACAAAACGCCGCCUCGACGAGGCAUCUCUACGCGCGCCUCGAGCUGGCCAACGGCAAGCGCCAGAAGCUCGAGGGCGUCUUCCAGGACCCCGUCAUGAAGCGGCGCUUCGAGGCCGAGUACGCCGCCGUCCAGACGCUGCCCGAGGCCCUCGCGGCGAAGCAGCCGGGGCGGAAAACAACAGCAACAGCAACAGCGACAGUAAAGACACCAGCGGCGAAAGCGGGACCGGCGCGCAAGACACCGAAGCUGCUCGAGGCGGGACCCGGCGGCGCUGCACCAUCAUCAUCAUCAUCAUCAUCGAAAGCUACUACAGCGACGACGACCGGAGGCGGAUCAAAGACACCAUCAUCAGCGGCGGCGCGGCAGAACAUGAGCCUGACGGUCAGGGGAGCGCCGGCCAUGCAGCAGGUCAAGCCCGAGUGGCACCCGCCGUGGAAGCUGAUGAGGGUCAUCUCGGGGCACCUCGGCUGGGUGCGCAGCCUGGCCGUCGAGCCGGGCAACAAGUGGUUCGCCAGCGGCGCCGGCGACCGCACCAUCAAGAUCUGGGACCUGGCGACGGGCUCGCUGCGGCUGACGCUGACGGGCCACAUCAGCACCGUCCGCGGCCUGGCCGUCUCGCCGCGGCACCCCUACCUCUUCUCCUGCGGCGAGGACAAGAUGGUCAAGUGCUGGGACCUCGAGACCAACAAGGUCAUCCGCCACUACCACGGCCACCUCAGCGGCGUCUACACCCUGUCCCUGCACCCGACGCUCGACGUCCUCGUCACCGGCGGCCGCGACGGCGUCGCCCGCGUCUGGGACAUGCGCACCCGCAGCAACAUCCACGUCCUCUCGGGCCACACCGGCACCGUCUCCGACGUCAAGUGCCAGGAGGCCCCCCAGGUCAUCACCGCCUCGCUCGACUCCACCGUCCGCCUCUGGGACCUCGCCGCCGGCAAGACCAUGGGCGUCCUCACCCACCACAAAAAGGGCGUCCGCGCCCUGGCCGUCCACCCCGCCGAGUUCACCUUUGCCACGGGCAGCACCAACAGCAUCAAGCAGUGGAAGUGUCCCGAGGGCGCCUUUAUGCAGAACUUUGAGGGCCACAAUGCCAUUAUCAACACGCUGAGCGUCAACAGCAACAACGUCUUCUUCUCAGGUGGCGACAACGGCUCAAUGAGCUUCUGGGACUGGAAGUCAGGCUACCGCUUCCAAUCCUUCGAGACAACCGCACAGCCCGGCUCGCUAGACGCAGAGUCAGGCAUCAUGAGCUCGACAUUUGAUCGCUCCGGCCUGCGUCUCAUCACAGGCGAAGCCGACAAGACGAUCAAAAUCUGGAAACAAGACGAAAAGGCGUCCGAGGAGACGCACCCCAUACAGUGGACGCCGUCAUUGGCACACAGGAAGUUUUAA